Molecule: messenger RNA, 2466 nt
Organism: Anopheles stephensi (Asian malaria mosquito)
Lineage: Eukaryota; Metazoa; Arthropoda; Insecta; Diptera; Culicidae
Product: glutactin-like
Exons: 5
Coding region: 387-2219 (610 amino acids)
Source: RefSeq, a predicted model, not a curated record
CCUUCACCUUCAUUAGAGAUAGCUGUGCGAAAUAAACAAAUAAUUGUGGUUUAAUAACUAACUUCUGCUCGUUUGUGUGCGCAUGUUACAAUCAACGCUUGUUUUGAAGGUUAAGUCACGUGGAUUGACAAAUUGAAUUCGAUCGUAGCAAUUUGCAAUCGUUUACCAAUUUGAUUGAUUGUUAUCUUAUGGUGUCGAACUAUCGAACCAACAUUAUUUGACAAACGUAUCACGGCCCACGGAACCCCUAGGCUCGGCCCUCCUACUGCCGAACAUUAUCGACACACCUCAACGGGGUAGUAGGUUCGCUUAUCCAACGCUUAUCAUUUUAUCAUCAAAAAGUCACCCAUUUAUUGCCCUGAGCAACGGUCAUCGGCAGUCGGGGAAUGGUGGUGUAUGCAAGAUUACGUCGCCAACGACCGGUGCUGCCAGUCAGCGGCAAGAUGUCGUUCGUGUCGGUAUUGCGGUGGGCAGUGGUUGCCGUCGUGCUGUGUCUCGCUGCAGCUUCCAAUGCGCUUACGGUGCAAAUUCAGGGUCUCGGACAGGUGACCGGAUCCGAAACGGUUACGGCACGUUCCGAGCAACGGGUGUACCAGUUUCUAAACAUUCCGUACGCAGAGAGCCCCGCCGGUACGAGACGCUUCAGGGCACCGGUACCGAUUGCAGCGUGGAACGGGAUUAAGGAUGUGUCGCAGCCUGGACGACCCUGUCCACAACCCGGCAUCACCGAUCAGCUCAGCCAAGGCGAUAUUACACCAGCGAUCGAAGACUGUCUCUCGCUAUCGGUGUACACGAAGAAUGUAACAGCGAAACACCCCGUCAUGGUGUACAUUCACGGUGGAUCAUUUUAUCUUGGUCGUGCCGCCGACCAUCCUCCAAAUUAUCUGCUCGAACGUGAUGUUACGCUGGUGGCCGUACAGUAUAGGCUCGGUGCGCUUGGAUUUCUCUCGACGAUGAGUUCCACCAUACCGGGCAAUGCCGCCAUGCUGGAUAUCGUUAUGGCGCUCAGGUGGGUACAGGACCACAUCGGGGAUUUUGGCGGUGAUCCACAGCGUGUUACCAUCUUCGGACAGUCGGCUGGAGCGGCAGCUGCUAGCGCCCUGCUGUACAGCCCACUAGUACCGGCCUCCUACUUCUCGCAAGUGAUCCUACAAUCUGGUGGCUCUACCAGUGCCUGGUCCAUUGAUCCCAAUCCGAUCGAGAACGCGAAAGAAAUUGCCAAAUAUGCUGGAUGUGAUAUAGUGCGACCGAUAGAGGAUGUGGAGAGAUGUUUGCAAGAAGUGCCAGUACUGAGCUUGCUUAAAGCUCUCGACAUGCAUUCGCAAGAUCGUAUGGUGAAUCAGGGCGUGUACAACAUUGGUGGCUGUGGGAUGGUUAUUGGUGGACCAUCCGGCUUCCUUACUGCGGAUCCUAUCCAUGUGAUGCGUUCGGGACAGGUACGCAAAGAUGUGCGCUUGAUGGCCGGAGCAACAAAGCACGAUGGAUCAUUCAUGCUGACCGGCUUGUACGAUAUGUUGGCAGCGAUGGAUCUGAUCAACAACACCCAGUUCAACCAGUACGAUCUAAUCGAUACAGCAAACCGUGUGUUUGGCAUCGACGAGCACAGUGGGGCAUUGGCCGGAUACGAAAUUGAAACCCUGUUCGCCGAACAGGACAUCAAGAGUGGCAACUUUUCGCAUCUUAUGGAGGGUUUGAUCGACAUCGCUGGUGCAAUCGUCAUUAAAGCACCCGUCCUGCGAGAUGUACAAAACAAUGCGAGACACAGCGAGAAGGAGACAUACCUUUACUCGUUCGACUACCAGGGUGAACACACUCGCUUCGGAUAUGGGGCCAAUACUUCGCACUAUCCGUUCAAAGGUGGUGCUCACCAUUCCGAUGAUAAUAUGUAUCUGUUCCCUUACCCAGCGCAUGUUACCGAGCUCAAUGCCGCUGACACGUUGAUGUCCGAGAUUAUGGUUGAUCUUUGGACUUCUUUCGCGAUUGACGGCGUACCAAAGUCGGCAAGAGGCGUACCAGCAUGGCCCAAAGUUAAUGGUCCUACUGGUCCAUAUCUGCACAUCAACGAUCCGUUUUCUAUCGGAACCAACUUUUACGACGAGUAUGCAGUCAGUGCUCAUGAUCGAUCAGCAGCGCACACCGUUCAAAAAAUGUCAUCUCCGUUCAUGGUAGCAUUUGCGAUAGCAGCUCUAACCCUAGUUUCACUCAAUCGUUUGCAAUGAGAAUAUCAAUCAAGACCUUCUAUUGCUGGUCAUGUUUGGUUAAAUAUUAUAAACACUGUUCCACUUCAACAGGCAUGUUUCAAAAGGUGACAUCUGUAUGUGUGCAUCCUUUUUACAGCAAAUUAUUCACGCAUUUAUUCGUGUAUCAGCAUAUUGCAUAGACAAAUUACAUAAAAACAGUAAUACCAACUGAUUGUAAUAAACGCAACAAAUACGAAAUAAAUAUUAUAUCUCAAUCAAACCAGUA